Molecule: messenger RNA, 2663 nt
Organism: Ilex paraguariensis (yerba mate)
Lineage: Eukaryota; Viridiplantae; Streptophyta; Magnoliopsida; Aquifoliales; Aquifoliaceae
Source: the annotation of a GenBank genome assembly
GACCCUCCAUCUCCUCCUUUGUUGAACCCCUCAUUCCCUUCAUUUGUCUGCAAGCCCUUUCUCUCACACACGCACAUACAAAGACAAAAUCAAGAGCUUAGGGUUUGCACUUAGUGAUGGUGGUCGAGGACGAAAUGAAAAAUGGAGCGCUUGCAGAUUCUCCGACGUCAGUUUUAGAAGACGAGGACAUCUGCCAGGAGAAGCUUGGAGUCAAGUUGGAGGAAGAAAUACUUAUUGGGGCAAAAAAUGGAGAUUCUUCUCUUAUAUCAAGAGCUAUGGCAGAGGAGGAAGGAAAGUUGUUGGAAGCACGGGUGAAGGAGGAAGAAGAAGAAAAGGCAAAUGAACCUGAAUUGGUGCCCAACUUGAAUGAUACCCAGUUCACUAAAUUGGAUGAACUUCUAACACAAACCCAACUUUACUCGGAAUUUUUGCUGGAAAAAAUGGAUGACAUCACAAAUAAUAAACUGGAGGAAGACAAUGAAUCAGUUACAGAGAAAAAGAAAGGUCGUGGUGGGAAAAGAAAAGCCGCAACAAAUUACAACAAUAGAAAGGCCAAGAGAGCUGUUGCAGCUAUGCUAACAAGAUCUCAAGAAGGUGCUGCUUCUGAAGAUACGGAUCUUACCCAGGAGGAGAGAGCUGAGAAAGAGCAGGCUAAACUUGUACCGUUGUUGACUGGUGGAAAGUUGAAGCCUUAUCAGAUUAAAGGUGUCAAAUGGUUGAUAUCGUUAUGGCAAAAUGGACUGAAUGGGAUCCUUGCAGAUCAAAUGGGGCUUGGAAAGACGAUUCAAACUAUUGGUUUCCUUGCACACUUAAAAGGGAAGGGCUUGGAUGGGCCCUAUUUAGUCAUUGCUCCUCUUUCUACCCUCUCUAAUUGGGUGAAUGAGGUCUCCAGGUUUGUGCCCUCGGUGAAUGCAAUUAUCUACCAUGGUAAUAAGAAAGAAAGGGAAGAGAUAAGGAGGAAGCACAUGCCGAGAACAAUAGGCCCUGACUUUCCCAUUGUGAUAACUUCAUAUGAGGUUGCAUUAAACGACGCAAAAAGGAACUUAAGGCACUACAGUUGGAAAUAUAUCGUGGUCGAUGAGGGGCACAGACUGAAAAACUCGGAAUGCAAACUAUUGAAGGAGCUGAAACACUUACCCGUUGAAAAUAAGCUUCUGUUAACUGGGACACCUUUGCAGAACAACUUGGCAGAGCUUUGGUCAUUGUUGAACUUCAUUCUGCCUGAUAUAUUCUCCUCUCAUGAGGAAUUUGAGUCAUGGUUUGAUCUGUCGGGGAAGGGCAGCAAUGAAGCCAUGAAAGAAGAUUUUGAGGAAAAGAGAAGGGCACAAGUGGUGGCAAAACUCCAUGCUAUCUUGCGUCCUUUUCUCCUUCGAAGAAUGAAAGCUGAUGUUGAACAGAUGCUACCUCGAAAAAAAGAGAUUAUCUUAUAUGCUGCUUUGACUGAACAUCAAAAGAACUUCCAGGAUCAUCUGGUCAAUAAGACACUGGAAAAAUAUUUGCUGGAGAAGGUGGACACUGGACGUGGUAUUAAAGGAAAGCUUAAUAAUUUGAUGAUUCAACUUCGGAAGAACUGCAAUCAUCCUGACCUCUUAGAGUCGGCAUUUGAUGGCUCUUAUUUUUACCCGCCUGUAGAACAGAUAGUUGAACAGUGUGGCAAAUUUUGCUUGCUGGACCGCUUGCUGGUGAAGCUGCUUGGUCGUAAGCACAAAGUUCUGAUCUUUUCCCAGUGGACUAAGAUCUUAGAUAUAAUGGAUUAUUAUUUUAGUGAAAAGGGCUUCGAAGUUUGUAGAAUUGAUGGCAGUGUGAAAUUGGAUGAUAGGAAAAGACAGAUCCAGGAGUUCAAUGAUGUGACCAGUAAUUAUAGAAUAUUUCUUCUCAGCACCAGGGCCGGUGGGUUAGGAAUUAAUCUUACCGCAGCUGAUACCUGCAUUUUAUAUGACAGUGACUGGAAUCCUCAAAUGGAUUUACAGGCAAUGGAUCGAUGCCAUAGAAUAGGUCAGACUAAGCCAGUUCAUGUUUACAGGCUUGCCACAGCUCAAUCUGUUGAGGAAGAGGAUCUGUUGGCGCUGCUCCAAGACAAUGACGAUCCUGGGGACAAGCUGAUCCAGACACAGAUUAGUGAUGAAGAUUUAGAGAGGGUUUUGGAUCGCAGUGAUCUGAUUCCUGGUCCAUCGAAAGAAGAUGGAAAGCCAGAUACUGAUGCUAGUGUGUUCCCCCUUAAAGGACCUGGCUGGGAGGUGGUGAUACCAACUGCAACUGGAGGCAUGCUUUCCACUCUCAACAGCUAAUGGCCUGUUGGGAAUUGGUUGUAGGAAUUUUGGCUGUAGAGGGAUUUUGGGCUAGUCUUUUUUUGGGGUUGACAUAUUUUGGGUGUUAAUGAGUAUGUAAUGGUUUGACGAGCUCAAGAAUGUCCGGUGGGGAAGUUUUCUUUCAUUUUGUUUAACAUUUGGAAAGAACUUGUUCUCUACCAAGGUAAAUCUUCAAUUUUGGAAGCACUGGUGUAUUUUGUUAGACCAAUUAUGCACUUCCUAUGUAAUCUGGAUUAUCCUAAGAUUCUUGGUACGUAUAUGGUGUUAUGGCCAUUGAAAACAGAGAAUUCAGUGUACGAGAUUCUGUUUUAGUAUUUAGGGUUUUGAUGUGCACAAUUUGAUCUUGUAUUCGGC